ACUGUGGCCUUGUUUACAUGGAUUUUAGCCAGGAGCAUAUGGAUAAGCUGGGUCAUGGCAUAUACACGCCGCUCGACGUCAAUCUACUCCCCCCUCUCUAUCUUGUCUAUGCCGAGAACCCAAGCGACUCUGGCAAGGUCCACAGCAGUGUCAGGCAAAGAUGGCUCGAUGGCGACGAGUUCGUAAUAUCAUCCAUGAAGGAAGUCGCGCAGCUAGCGUAUGAUGGCCACAAUGCGUUGCUGCAGAAGAAUUACACUGAACUCGCGAGGCUUAUGAACAGAAACUUCGAUCUGAGAAGGCAAAUGUUUGGAGACGACGUGCUUGGAGCAGUGAAUAUAAAGAUGGUCGAAGUAGCGAGGAGUGUUGGCGCCGCGUCCAAGUUCACCGGCAGCGGGGGCGCGGUGGUUGCGUUUUGCCCUGAUGGGGACGCGCAGGCGGAGCUCCUGAAGAAGGCGUGCGAGGAGGCUGGCUUCGUCGUGGAGCCGAUCGAAGUCGCCCCGUCGGUGCUGACAGAGGAGGAGGUUGCAAGCUUGUACAAGUCACCGCCGGUAGACAAAAGGAUAUCAUAAGCAAACUCCAUGUGAAGC
Molecule: messenger RNA, 587 nt
Organism: Lolium perenne
Lineage: Eukaryota; Viridiplantae; Streptophyta; Magnoliopsida; Poales; Poaceae
Product: glucuronokinase 1-like
Source: RefSeq, a predicted model, not a curated record